Molecule: messenger RNA, 3107 nt
Organism: Neolamprologus brichardi
Lineage: Eukaryota; Metazoa; Chordata; Actinopteri; Cichliformes; Cichlidae
Source: RefSeq, a predicted model, not a curated record
UCAUCCUUCCUGGGCUCCAGAUCCGGAGACUCCAGCCCUGUUCUCUCAGAAGUGUCUAUUUCUUCUACCGGAUCUGUCGCCGAUGUCAGCGCCAGGACAGCUGCAUUUUCCGCAGCAGCGUCUGUAAAGAAUGAGCGAGAACAGAGUCUUAGUGAUAAGGUGAAGGAUGAAAGUCCAGAGGCAGAUGUCAGUGGAGUUUCCAGUCCUACUUCACUACCUGCCAUUUCCCUCCUGUCUCCCAAAGCCAUGGAGAUGGCUGGCUGUAUCAUCAAAGUUCAGGAGGAGCAUCGAGAAAAGGCUAAGUUGGCCCUCAGGGUGCGGCAGGAGAUGCAGGAGAAGCUCGUAGCGGCGGUUGCGAGUGCCGAGUCAGAGCAGCUGAAACGCUUUGAGGAGCUCAUGGAGCUGAAGCAGAGGCAGGAGUACCAGAGUAUGAGGGACAUGAUGGAAAGAGAAACGAAGGAGAGCAUCGGGCGUCAAGAGAAGCUGAAGGAGGAGCAGCGGCGUAGAAUAACGCUCGUCAACCUACGGCUGAGGGAGGCAGAGCAGCAGCGUCUUCGGGAGGCAGAACUCGAGAGGCAAAGGCAGGCGGAGGGCAGGGAGAGUCUGCGUAGCCUCAACAGCAUCCAGGAGGAGAUCCUGCAGCUCAACCAGCUGCUUGAGCCCUCCACCCAGACCAAGACGGACCUCCCACCGGCCAGCCUCAGCUCCUACAGCACCCGAGGGAACCAGCUGUGCUCCCAGGUGUCGGAGGUGGUGCGAAAGACUGCAGAGGGCAACUUCCCCAGCUUGGAGGACAUGACUGUGGCAGAGCGAGCCCUGCACGAGAUGAGAGCGCUUAUUCGGCUCAUGCAGGAGGAAGCGGCCAAUGUUCGAGAGAAGAAGAAGAAGGAGCAAGAGCAGGAGGAGGAGCGCAGGAAACAGGCAGAGCUGCUGGCGAAGCAGGAGGGGGAGAAGAAGGCGGCACAGCUGGCCAAAGAGAAGGCACAGAGGAAAGUUACCAUGCCCGUUCCUCAUGGUCUGAACCACGGCUGGCGUUGGUUGGCUCAGAUGCUCAACAUGGAGCCUCUGGCAGACGUCACGGCGACUCUGCUGUUUGACUUUCUAGAGGUUUGCGGGAACGCUCUGAUGAACCAGUAUCGGAGCCAGUUCUGGAAGCUCAUCCUGCUACUGAAAGAGGAAUAUUUCCCCAGGAUUGAAGCCGUGACCAGCAGUGGACAGAUGGGCUCGGUCAUCAGACUCAAACAGUUCCUGGAGACAUCGCUGCAGAGACGACAGAUCAGUCCGCCCAGAGGCCAGCUGGGCUCCGGGUUCUGGAGGUCUUGACCGACGAGGACCUGCGCUGGGUGACGACGCCAUUGUAGGACUGAGUCAGGCAGAAAUGAAUUGAGAGCAUCUGUGAGUGGGAAGAGGGGAAAAAGUUGUCCUGUGGUUUUAGUUUUUAUCUAAAUGAGCACACUGACGUCACACACUGACGUCACACACUGACGUCACACACUGGAAGCCUCACGAGUCCUCUGCGUUUGUAAGGUCACAUUUUUGAGGUCACAUCUGCUUCUGCUGACCUGAAGCAGAUGUGAUCCUGGUACUGACACCUGUGGGGUACUUUUAACCUUAACUUCAUUGGCUUUUCUGAAGGGUUUUUUUUUUUUUUUAAAUUCCCAGGUAUGUCGAGUCAUUCCUCCUAAAGAGAGACACUUUCACAGCCUUAACUUUCACGUUAAAUUAUUUUGCUGAUUCCGAUAAUAAUUUUUAAUAGUUUACCUUCUUGUUUUUCUCCUUUUUGUGGCACAAAAACAACAAAAUCUCAAUCACAAAAAUAACUGACCAGUUUUAAAGUGUUUCAGCUGCGCAGACACCGGCGAAUGUCAUCUUAUUUGUCGAUACUUCGGUGCAUUUCCACCAUUGCUGCUCACGCGUCUAUCGCCUUACUCACCCAUAGUCUGUGUAGGCAGCUGGCAACAUUUGAUCAUUCACAUCUCUGACAUACUGGAACAAAAUGUGGUGAGAUUGAUGAAUAAAAACUGGAUUAAAAGCUACUGAAAUCAAAAAGUGAAAGUAAAUUAUUUGUCGAUGAAGUAAAAAUCAAAUGAUUGAUGCUUUUAAAGGUUCUUCUUGAAAAUCCCUCUGUUUUUAAAAAUGCUUUAAAACCUUCCAAAUUUGAAGCCAUCAGCAGAACUGCUUUGAUUUUAUCAUACUUUAUUUUAGAGAUGAAGAGAGAUCUGCUGAAGUUAAACUCAGGCUGGGCUCUAAUGCUGUGCAGUAUCAAUUUUAUACCACCAGAUGGUGCAGUGAGUAAGUUUAACCUUUAUUUAACCAGGUAAACACAGCCUGACAAAAGGCAAAGCUUGUAGAGGAAAUGGAUAAAAUAAAAUACUAAAAGAGCAGCCGCACACAUCUCUAAACACUUCAGCAGUGCUGCUGGUAAAAUGCUGCCCCCUGGUGGUGAGGGGUUUAGAUUCCUCAGAGGGCAAAUUACAAAAAUUACCUUUAAAGGCUGCUCUGUUAACAUCCGACCUGAAGAAGCAGAUUCAAGUUGAUGUCAAAAGAUUUUGAGUCAAAGCUCAUGUCUACGUAAACACGGUCACCUGAACAUCUGCUCAGGGGGCCAGAUGUGCCUGCUUUGAUUUCUGAGUGGAGUAAAACAUGAGAAAAUGAGGACGUGUUGAUUUUAAGGCGUCCAAAUCAGUGAGGUUUCCAGUGUCGUCGUUUUGUUUACAGCUCUCAACAUUAUAAGUUUCAUCAUCCCGAGGAGAGAGAAGCUGCUUACUCGCAACGUUUUAGCAGAGCAGGUAGAAAUCUGUUUAUUCAGCCUUAAUAUUUUCUGUUCAAAUCAAAUUGUGUCAAAUGAUUUGGACUUUUUAUUUAUUUUCUCACUGUGUGGAGCAAAAAUUCAUGGUUUGAAGUGUUGUUUUAAAUCAUUGUCCAUGAGAGAAACCAAAGGUUUGAUCCAGAAAUGAUCGCAGACUGUUUUGUAAAGUGAAACUCAAAGUGAUUGUUUUUCUGAAUGUAAUGAAGAAUAAACAAAUGUAUUGGUACCAGAAUUAGUGCAGUCUACAGGAGUUGUUGAAAAUGUGCAAACUAAAUGAAAUAAAAUCAAUCAACACUUA